Molecule: messenger RNA, 1775 nt
Organism: Symphalangus syndactylus (siamang)
Lineage: Eukaryota; Metazoa; Chordata; Mammalia; Primates; Hylobatidae
Gene: RITA1
Product: RBPJ interacting and tubulin associated 1
Biological process (GO): Notch signaling pathway; nuclear export; negative regulation of Notch signaling pathway
Cellular component (GO): cytoplasm; nucleus
Molecular function (GO): tubulin binding
Source: RefSeq, a predicted model, not a curated record
GCCCCUGGGCGGACUCCCCCCAUCCCCGGGCGCGAAUGGUCCGGGCCGCGUCCGCAGUGCUGCUGGCUGCUCCCUGGUUGCUGGGUGCUAGGUGCUAGGUUCUGGGUUUCUGGAUGCGCGAGCCGCUCACACGUAACCUGUGCCAGCUCCUCGGGUGAGUCGGUCCGCGCGCGGUGCCCCGGGACGGCCAGGGGUCCGGGGCCCCAGGCAGUCCGGGCUGCAGAUUGACGCGGACCCCGGAUGCACCGCGCGCCCCCGCUCCCUCGCGGACGGGUCCAGAACUGGCGGGAAGAAGGUGCGGGGAGGGGUCCCUGAGGACCCCGAUGCCUACGAGCCAAGAUGCUCAGGGAACCUGGGAAGAAGCACCUGGCCGGCAGAGCACACCUGCUGUCACCAGGGACCACAGGCAGCAUGAAGACCCCUGUGGAGCUGGCCGUCAGUGGGAUGCAGACCCUCCGCCUUCAGCACCGCUGCCAAGGUGGCUACCGGGUCAAGGCCAGGACGUCAUAUGUGGAUGAGACUCUGUUUGGCAGCCCAGCAGGCACCCGGCCUACCCCACCAGACUUCGACCCACCCUGGGUGGAGAAGGCUGACAGAACCAGAGGCGUGGGCAAGGAGGCAUCGAAGGCCUUGGGGGCAAAGGGGAGCUGUGAGACCACCCCCUCAAGGGGCAGCACCCCGACCCUCACACCAAGAAAGAAGAACAAAUACAGACCGAUCAGCCACACCCCGUCUUACUGUGAUGAGUCGCUCUUUGGCUCCCGAUCUGAAGGCACCAGCUUCGGGGCCCCGCCGCGGAUGGCGAAGGGGGAUGCCGCAAAGCUCCGUGCUCUCUUGUGGACGCCACCAGCUACCCCCAGGGGUAGCCACUCGCCCCACCCCAGGGAGGCACCACUGCGAGCCAUUCACCCAGCUGGUCCCUCCAAGACAGAGCCAGGGCCGGCAGCAGACUCCCAGAAGUUAUCCGUGGAUGGGUUACACUCUUCACACCCCCUGAGGCGGGGACUUUCCCAUUCCCUCACUCACCUGAAUGUCCCCAGCACUGGUCAUCCAGCCAGCAGUGCCCCCCGCACAAAUGGGCCUCAGGAUCUUAGGCCUUCCACGUCAGGGGUGACCUUCCGGAGCCCCUUGGUGACUUCCAGGGCUCGCUCAGUUAGCAUUUCAGUGCCAUCUACCCCACGACGAGGUAGGGCCAACCAGAAACCAAAGCCCCCUUGGAAAUGAUACUCUUUCAUCAGGGUUGUCUAUGGGGCCACGGCGACAGGUAUGGCCCCUUGCCAGGGUAGGAGGACAUUCAUCACCCAGGGAACCCUAGGUAUUAAAGAAGCCCCUGUGGGGGCAGACAGACAUAGCAGGGGUGGGCAGCACCUCCCUUUAUCCUGACAAUCUCUAGUCGAUUCUUGCCUUUUUCGCCCGGUUGCAGAUUUGGGGGCCACCUCUAAGAUGCCUCUCUCCAGCCCUGUCUCAACCAUACUCCAAAUUAGUGCCAACCCAGGGGCCUGGCACCUCCCACAUCAUCCAUUGUCUUGCUGCCAAGUGCGAAUAAACGGUGUGAUUGCCAACCUGGAGGGUCCCCUCUUCUCCCUUCAAGCCAAGCAUCCUGUUCAGGAUUAGUUCCCAACUGAGUCUGCAAGCCCUAGAGGAGUUUUCCCAGGCUGUGUGUGAAGCCUGGGGAACACAAGGGCAACUGGGAGAUUUGUGAGUGAACACUGUUUCAUCUUAAUAUGCUUCUGUGUUUAUUUUCAUGUACUAAAUAGAUCAGCUCAUCAAAGCCA